Molecule: messenger RNA, 3471 nt
Organism: Anopheles coustani
Lineage: Eukaryota; Metazoa; Arthropoda; Insecta; Diptera; Culicidae
Gene: Mtr4
Product: exosome RNA helicase MTR4
Exons: 4
Coding region: 66-3242 (1058 amino acids)
Biological process (GO): maturation of 5.8S rRNA; RNA catabolic process
Cellular component (GO): nucleus
Molecular function (GO): RNA binding; ATP binding; RNA helicase activity
Source: RefSeq, a predicted model, not a curated record
UUUGAGGCGUCUAAUCAGCAAAACCACGUUGUUCUGUAAUUUUUCUACACCGAGCUGAAGCGAGGAUGGCGGACGUGAACGAUUUGUUCGAUGUGUUCGAGGUAGAAAACGACGACGAUGAAGAGUGUGGCGUGCCGAUAGUGCUGAAUACGCCGUCGUCCGCGAAGCCAAAGGAGACCGAUACCAGCGAAGGCAAGCUCGUCGGCGAAGGGUCCCGUAAGGCAAAGAGAAGUUUAGAAGGUGGUGAAACAGCAAAUUUGGUGGACUCCACGUCUAAAAAGGUUAAGUCAAACUCUACAACAACAGAUAUAGUUUUGGACAGCGAUGAUGAACCUCCUGUACCGGUAGAGAAGGUUGAGUCUCUUCUGGAUGAUAUCAAUUUGGAUAAUAUUGAGAGCCGCAUUAAGGUUCACACGAUCCAGUCGCCCGAAGCGUGCACGCACGAGGUCGCUGUGUAUCCGGAUCAAAAAUAUAUGCCUUUGGUACCUUCGGCGGGUAAACCGGCCAAGGAGUACCCCUUCGUGUUAGAUCCGUUCCAGAAGGAAGCGAUCCUGUGCAUCGAAAACAAUCAGUCGGUGCUCGUGUCCGCUCACACAUCUGCCGGUAAGACGGUGGUGGCGGAGUAUGCCAUUGCGAAGUCACUCGCGGAAAAACAGCGUGUCAUCUACACGACACCGAUCAAGGCUCUUUCUAACCAGAAGUAUCGCGAGUUCCACGAGGAGUUCAAAGACGUCGGCUUGGUGACUGGUGAUGUGACGAUCAAUCCGACCGCGUCGUGUUUGAUUAUGACCACGGAAAUCCUGCGUAAUAUGCUGUACCGUGGGUCGGAGAUUAUGCGCGAGGUGGGCUGGGUAAUUUUUGACGAAAUUCAUUACAUGCGUGACAAGGAGCGUGGUGUGGUGUGGGAGGAAACACUCAUUCUGCUACCGGAUAACGUGCACUACGUGUUCCUGUCGGCCACCAUCCCGAACGCGCGCCAGUUCGCCGAGUGGGUGUGCCACCUACACAAACAACCGUGCCACGUAGUGUACACCGACUAUCGGCCAACGCCGCUGCAGCACUAUCUCUUCCCGGUCGGUGGCGACGGCAUCCAUUUGGUGGUGGAUGAGAAGGGCCAGUUCAAGGAGGAUAACUUCAAUACGGCAAUGGGCGUACUGCAAACGGCCGGCGAGGCAGCGAAAGGUGACCAAAAAGGCAGGAAGGGUGGCCUGAAGGCGUCCAAUGCGGGUGAGACGAACAUCUUCAAGAUCGUGAAAAUGAUCAUGGAGCGUAACUUUGCGCCGGUGAUCAUCUUUUCGUUCAGCAAAAAAGAUUGCGAGAUAUUUGCGAUGCAAAUGGCCAAGCUGGACUUUAACUCGACCACGGAGAAGAAGCUGGUGGACGAGGUGUUCAACAAUGCGAUGGACGUGCUGACGGAGGAGGAUCGCCAGCUGCCGCAGGUGGAGAACGUCCUUCCACUGUUGCGCCGUGGCAUCGGUAUCCAUCACGGAGGGUUGCUGCCUAUUCUCAAGGAAACGAUCGAAAUCCUGUUCGGCGAGGGACUGAUCAAGGCGCUGUUUGCGACGGAAACGUUCGCGAUGGGGCUGAACAUGCCCGCCCGUACGGUACUGUUUACGGGGCCACGUAAGUUCGAUGGAAAAGACUUCCGGUGGGUGACGUCCGGAGAGUACAUCCAGAUGUCUGGUCGUGCCGGUCGGCGAGGCCUCGACGAUAAGGGUAUCGUGAUACUGAUGAUCGACGAGGCGGUUUCACCCACGGUGGGGAAGGAGAUCGUGCAGGGCCGGGCGGAUCCGAUCAAUUCUGCCUUCCACCUGACGUACAAUAUGGUGCUGAACUUGCUGCGCGUGGAAGAGAUCAACCCGGAGUACAUGCUCGAGCGGUCGUUCUUCCAGUUCCAGAAUCAAUCGUCCAUUCCGGAGAUCUACAAGCGCGUGCAGCAGAAGCAGCGGCAGCUGUUGGGUAUUCACAUUCGGGACGAGCAGUCGAUCGUUUCGUAUCACCACAUCCGGGAGCAGCUCGAUACGCUCGGGAAGCAGUUCCGGGAGUACAUUACGCGCCCGAUGUACCUGGUACCGUUCCUGCAGCCCGGCCGGAUGAUCAAGAUUCAGUCGGAUACUGGCGAGUUCGAGUGGGGUAUCAUCGUGAACUUCAAGAAGGAGAAUGCCGACGUCAAGCAGAACCCGCUCAAGACGGAGCAGAAGGUCAUUAUCGACGUGCUGCUGCACGUUGCCGAUGGCUUCGAGCGAGACGGCGUCCCACGGCCCUGUCCGCCGGGAAAACGUGGCUCGGUGGAGGUGGUCCCGGUGCUGCACAAGCUUGUCACGCGCAUCAGCACACUGCGGGUGUACUAUCCAAACGAUCUUCGGCCGGCGGACAAUCGGCGUUCCGUACUGAAGACGAUCGAGGAGGUCAAGAAGCGUUUCCCGCAGGGCCCACCACUGCUCAAUCCGAUCGCCGACAUGCACAUCAGGGAAAAGGACUUCCAGGAAAUCGUCGAAAUGAUCGACAAGUUCGAGAAGCGUCUGUUCGGUCACCCGCUGCACGAAGCACCCGAGCUCGAUCAAAUGUACAGCAAGUACAUGAGCAAGGUGGAGUUGGAGAAGGAGCUGCGGGCAGAAAAGAAUGCGCUCCGGGAAGCCCGUAGUCUGCUGCACAUGAGCGAACUGAAGCACCGGAAGCGUGUGCUGCGCCGACUCGGUUACUGCACGGCGGCCGACGUGAUCGAGUUCAAGGGACGCGUGGCGUGCGAACUAAGCUGCGCCGAGGAACUGCUCAUCACGGAGAUGAUCUUCAAUGGUACGUUCACCGACCUCAGCCCCGCCCAGUCGUGCUCUCUGCUCAGCUGCUUCGUGUGCGACGAGAAGAGCUCGGAAGUACCGGCGGCCACCGAGGAGCUGUCGGGUCCGCUGCGCCAAAUGCAGGACCUGGCACGCCGGAUAGCGAAGGUGUCGAACGAGUGCAAGGUGGAUGUGGACGAGGAGCGGUACGUGGACUCGUUCAAACCAUUCCUGAUGGACGUGGUGCUGUCCUGGUGCAAGGGGGCCUCAUUCUCGCAGCUGUGCAAGAUGACGGACAUUUUCGAAGGGUCCAUCAUUCGCUGCAUGCGCCGGCUGGAGGAGCUGCUGCGCCAAAUGGUGCAAGCGUCCAAGACGAUCGGUAACACGGACUUGGAGAACAAGUUCUCCGAAGCGAUCCGGUUGCUGAAGCGUGACAUUGUUUUCGCGGCCUCGCUCUACCUGUAAUGCAAGGUGGCCGACGUUAUGUUUUGUCCGCAAAGAGUGUUCGAUCCUGCAGAUAGGAAAAUCCGGUUUGUUAAACUAACGGACAUCAAACAUAACUGCGUUUGUUGCUUGGUAAGUGAAUGGAUUCGAAAACGACGAUAAAUUAAAUAAAACAAUUAAGCCGUACAAAAAUGGCUCCAGUCUAUUUCAAGAUGAAUAUUUGCGUAGAAAGAUUAGAAAGCAGUAGUAU